AACCAAAAACAUCCCUCAAAAUCUCCAUGUAAUAAGUCAUGAAUGGGUUGAAUAGAACGAAAACAUUAAUACAAGUUGUCAGAUUGAAAUAUGGAAGAGUAGUAAACCCAACCACUUCAGUCCAACUCAGAAUUGUUAAAACUUGCAUUAUUUACUCUGAAAAGAACAUGUACAAAUUCAGGCACUAGCGUCGAUCCGUGGUCCCGAUUGGCGAUUGUUAUGGCCACGUCUGGCAGUCUGAUUUGCCAGUUGUGUAUUUUUCUUGCUGCUUGUAUCUUUACCACAUCAGGCAACGUCAAAAAGCAUUCUUGGAUCUUGCUAUUGCUGCUAACAUCAUAACCUAACCAUACCUAGCAAAACUAAGCCUAAGUUAAGGUAACCUAACUUAACCUAUCCUUACUAGAUCUAACUUAAUUAAACCGGUAAAUGAGCUGAAAGAAAAUCAAGAAAUUGCUGCCAGCAUUAUUAAUUUGUGACACAUAUGUAUGAUGUUCACAGUACUCAGCAUGAGGAAUUCUCAGCACUGAGACAUGGCACCUAAGUAGAAGCGAAUGUGUAAAUUUGUUAAUACUCCAUAUAUUAAUUAUCUACCUUACACAUUAACACUGCUGGUAAGAUGCACUAAUGGCAAUUCAGAUCUGCCAUGGACCAAAUGUUAAUACUAGUUGCCAUGUCCAAUAGUUUAUUUUAUUUAUUUAUUUAUUUAUUUUAUUAUUAUUAUUUUUUUUUUUGCAUAUGUAAAUUACUGUAUUUUUUCAGUAAUCUCUCUCUAUCUCUCUCUAAAAAUCCACCAUUCAGCUUAUUUCAAUUGCUGAAAAAGAAGUACUAUAUAUGUAUAAUAUAUGUAUAAUAAAUGACAUUCCUUAAUUCACUAAGUCACCUUCACAUAGAUAUUUCUUCAUCAUACUAGGAAGGUGAUAGAGGCAGUGGAGGAAGGUAGCAAUAUUUCAGCUGCCUCCAUCCAUUUCAUAUAAAUUGUGAAUCAGAAUGGAAUAUUAUGUAGUGUAGGAUUUGGUCUGUUGUUAUGAGAUUCUUGUUAGGGAGAUUCUUGGAUAUCAGUUAGGAGACAAGAAUUGCAAGGUAGCAGAUUGCAUAGUUGAAUAUUUUCUUGCUCAUCAUGUAAAAUAGAAUAAAAUAUAAGACUUUGAGUUGAUUGGUGACUAGUGACAUUUAGUACAUUGGUUCUGUAUAUUGAAGACAGCUUUUAGAGAAACUAAGAUGUGGAGAUUCUCAUUCAGCAUAUUGUACUUGUGUAAUGUAAUCAUUUGGUUUGUCUUCCAUGCUUAGCAGAUGGAGCAGUAUAUGUUAUGCAUCCUGCCCAUUUUAUGACUUCUUUCUUGUAUUUUACUGUCACAAACUAGAAGAUUCCUCCAAUUCUAGUUGCACUGCCCAGAGGACCCCACCAUGUCAUCAUUCAAACUGCAGUCUGGUGAUACGGAAUUCAACACUCGGGUGGAUGCACUCUUCUUCCUCCAGACAGCAGCUAAGGAUCUUGAGCCACAGCUAAAACGGAAGCAUGAAGAGGCUGAACAGGAGGAGGAAGAGAUAGAGGAUGACAGAGAGAAGCAGCCCUUCAGACGACCACAGGGACGCCCUCCACUGUGGCGAGGGCGAGGUGGCAGAGGUAGAGGAAGAGGACCAAGGAAUAGUACACCAGACUACAUAAAGAAUCCGCAGAAGUGGACUCAAUACAACAUGCGUGACACUCGUGUGCUGAGUGACUCGGAGAACAAACGUGAAGGGCUGAAACUGCUAGCUGAUCUGGAAGCACGAACUGACAAGGACAAUGCUGCAGCAGACCAAGACAUGGACUUUGAGGAAGAUCCAUGUCCUAAGAUCAUCUUCAAAAAACCCUCUGUCUCUUCAUUUAUUGAGCCUAAGUAUUCAAAGUCGGCAGAAGAUAAGGCAGAAGAGGAGGUUAUGGAAAAGCUCGACACAGAAUUCGGAGCUUCAAAGAAAUUUGUAAUGCCAGAGUAUGUGGUUGGCAAGAAAAAGCCUAAAUCAAAGGGAAAGCUAACUGAUGAAGAUAAAGUUAUUGAAGAAAGGGAGAAAAAAGAAGUAAAACUGAGUUACUUGAUGUUUGAAGAGGAAGAUUAACUUCUAGGGUAAAAUUGAAGAUUUGUAUUUCCCCAAUUUUUUUUUUUUUUUUUUUUUUUACAGCAUUAAUUUUUUUUACUAAACAAGAACCAUCAUGGUAAUCAAUUGGAUUAAAUUAGUUUAAAAUAGCAUAAUAUGCACUCACCUUUCCUGUCACUAUAGUAUUGAGGUGCAUCACACAGCUGUCAAAGAAACUCCUGUACAGUGUGUGUGUGUGUGUGUGUGUGUGUGUGUGUGUGUGUGUGUGUGUGUGUGUGUGUGUGUGUGUGUGUGUGUUACUUGACUGAGUUCAUAUCUCAAGUCUGUGUUGUCAUCAUUGUGCAGUUGCAGGUGAAACUGAAUCCUUUUGAAAGCUAAAUAAAUACUUCAAUUAUUUAUCUAUAUCAUCUAUAUCAAUAUGGCAUCCCAAUAAAGAUUGAUAUAUAUAUAUAUAUAUAUAUAUAUAUAUAUAUAUAUAUAUAUAUAUAUAUAUAUAUAUAUAUAUAUAUAUAUAUAUAUAUAUAAAAGAAUGAUUAUGGAUGGUCAUAAAAUAUAGAUAACAUAAACAUACCUCGUAUAAGUAAGUUAUCUAUUAAUCUAUUGAUAUACCAAGCUGGCACACACACACACACACACACAUCAGUGGAAAGGGAUAGUGUUGUGGCCUAUCAUACUACACCCGAGGAAUCUAGCACAGCAUAGCUGACCACACACAUCCACAGCAACACACAACAGUACACAAUGAUUUACCUCUGUCUCAGACACUGUUCUCUAUCCCCCACAUACUACAGACAGGGAAUUAAGUUAUAAUUCAUAAUAAUUUAGAAUCAAUCUCAGUUAAUUCUUUUCCUUGAUUACAAUGUAACAUUUUAACUAAAGGUGUAAUUAAUAAUUAUCUAAUUGUUGAUUAAUGUGUCUGCUUUUCCAAAUACAAUUUUGUCUCUCAAUCUGGCACAAAAAGGCUAA
This is a messenger RNA of Portunus trituberculatus (swimming crab), 3042 nucleotides long. RefSeq names its product protein TSSC4-like. The record is from RefSeq and is a predicted model, not a curated record. NCBI's taxonomy places the organism in Eukaryota, Metazoa, Arthropoda, Malacostraca, Decapoda, Portunidae.